This is a messenger RNA of Saccostrea cuccullata (small rock oyster), 1485 nucleotides long. RefSeq lists its product as uncharacterized. Bases 1 to 1485 code for a protein of 494 amino acids. Gene Ontology annotation, molecular function: zinc ion binding. The record is from RefSeq and is a predicted model, not a curated record. NCBI's taxonomy places the organism in Eukaryota, Metazoa, Mollusca, Bivalvia, Ostreida, Ostreidae. The transcript has a single exon.
AUGGCUGCCAAUAGCACAAAAAAAUAUACACUGGGAUCUCCUCAAGAGCACAUUCUUAUGCGUGAAUCUCACGAUUCACCUAUUGAUGUUAUAUGUGAGGACUGUGAUGAAUUUAUUUGUGGUGAUUGUGCGAAAUCAAAUCACAGAGAUCAUAACUGGAAAACUUUAACCACGGCUGCCACCCAAAGAAGGAGAGGUCUGCUUCUAUUUCUAAAGAAGAUUAAGGAAGAGAAUCUGCCUGGGAUAGAGGAGAAGAUAAAGAAAAUCCCACAACAGAUCACAGAAAAUAAAGAGUUCUGCGACUCUGAGAUUAAAAAGGUUCAGAAACAUUAUGAUGAGAUAAUGGCGCGACUGACAGUCAUCAAAAAACGCCAUGGAGAAACACUGAUGGAAAAUUUGGUAAGAAAGAAUGAUCAACUGAACCAUGUUAAAUCUGAAUUAGAGAAGAAGAGAAGAGGAUUUGUUGACACAGUGGAAUUCAUUAAGGAGAAUAACAGCACCAUGUCAGAUUACAGUUUGAUUGACAACCACAGAGAACUGACAAAAAUGAUAUCUGAAUUAGAGGUUCAUAUGACAAACUGUGAACAUUCAGUAAGAUUUACUAGAAGUGAAAUCAAUGAUGUCUUUCUUGAGUCUCUGUUUGGAAAAACUGUAGAUUUAGAUAAUAUUGGUGUAACUCAAAGAAAGUCAUUUCAAUAUGGAGAUAACAAAAUAUUUUUGUUGGAGACAUUCAUUGAAGAUCAAUGUUACAUCAAAGAUAUUGACUCAGAAUAUAUAGAAAAGGUGAAUCAGCAAGGCGCAAAAAAACGAAAACUUAGUAUCGAUGCUAAUGACAUGUAUGUUACUAGUAAUGGUGAUGUUUAUUUAACUGAUUCCAGUGACAACUCCAUUAGCUGUCUGUCACCAUCAGGAUCUGUCUCCACAGUCAUCAGUACAGAUCCACUGGAACCAGGAGGAAUCUGCCAGUCAGUGGGCGGUGGACUACUGGUCACAUUGGCAGACAAAGAUUCAGAUCCUUACAAAUUAAAGCCACAUAGCAGACGUCUGAUGAGACACAUCACAGUGACAGGUGAUGUCAUCCGUGAGUAUGAGUACCAGGAGGACGGUCAGACCAGACUGUUUACAGCGCCAAACAGAAUCACACAGAACAGUAACAGUGUUAUCUGUGUUGUGAACAGUAAAAGUGACACUGCAGGUGAACUAGUGAUUAUGUCUCCCUCUGGUCACGUGAAGUCUGUCUAUCGUGGACAGAAUCUGACAGAAAACUUUAAUCCUACUGAUGCGGUGUGUGACUCCCUCUGUAAUAUUCUUGUUGCAGAUAUUAACAACGAACUGAUCAUUAUGUUGAGUCCUGAUGGGGAGUUUCUUAAAAUUCUACUACAAGAAGAUGAAGAGAUCACUCCAUACUCGCUGUCCCUAUACAAGUCUACACUGUGGGUCGGAUACUGGGACGGACUUGUCAAAGUGUUCAAUUACACAAUUUAA